Zingiber officinale is the source of this 5203-nucleotide messenger RNA. RefSeq lists its product as uncharacterized. The transcript is spliced from 28 exons. The record is from RefSeq and is a predicted model, not a curated record. Gene Ontology annotation, molecular function: protein binding; chromatin binding. Gene Ontology annotation, cellular component: synaptonemal complex; cohesin complex. Lineage: Eukaryota; Viridiplantae; Streptophyta; Magnoliopsida; Zingiberales; Zingiberaceae. Gene Ontology annotation, biological process: replication-born double-strand break repair via sister chromatid exchange; mitotic sister chromatid cohesion; synaptonemal complex assembly. Bases 548 to 4864 code for a protein of 1438 amino acids.
CUCAUCCGAAUCGGUAUCGAUCCUCCGUAGGAUUUGAGGAGCAUCUGGAGGGCGAUGUUGGUCCUGCCGGCGGCGACGAGGACCCCUUCGCCGUCGCGCUGGCGAAGUGUGCCAACCGCCCGCCGGGACCACCAUCGAGGAGCUCUUCACGCGGACCCGCUCUGCAUAUAAAUUAUUUAAAAAUAGAAUUUAUAUGGUAAAUCAUGUAAAUAUUCUUUGAUUAGAUAGAUCAUGAAUAUUUGCUUAUAUUUCUUUUCUGAAUUAGAUAACAAGUUCAUUAAAAAAUAAAUUAAAAUAGGAAAAUUUGUAAUGGGAUUAGAAAUAUUAUUCAGUUGCGCUAAUUAGGCUGAAUUAGAAAUAUUUUUUAUAUUUCUUUUCUGCAUAUAAAAUAUUCUUCUGUUGCGCCAAAUUAGGCUGAUUAAUUGUUAUAGGAUUAGAAAUAAAUUCACCUAGAUUUCAUAAGCUUCAACGUACGUCACCGCGCUAGCUUUCAUCCCUUCUUACGACACCGCGCGCUAGCCUUCAUCCCUUCCGGAGAAGAGCAAAGAUGUUCUAUUCCCACUCGUUGCUGGCUAGGAAGACUCCUCUUGGAAUGGUGUGGAUUGCCUCCCACUCCCAGAAGAUGAAGAAGACUCAGAUUGACUGUGUAGACAUCCCGUCUUCUGCAGAUGAUAUUAUGUAUCCUCGAGCUCCAAUUGCUUUGAGACUGUCGGGACAUCUUUUGAUUGGCCUUGUCAAAAUAUACUCGUGGAAGGUGAAUUAUCUUUUCCAGGACUGUAACAGAAUGUUAACAAAUACAAGGGUGGUCGUUGCUUCGAUACACAUCAAUUUACCCACAAAUGCAGAUAAAGCGCCAUUUGAGUCUAUAACAUUACCUGAGACCUAUAACCUUGAUGCAUUGGAGUUAGAGGAAUCAACCAAUCUUAUUGAUGGUCCAGACUAUCACCAAAAAGAUUAUAAGCAAAUAACUUUGGCAGCUUCAGUAGAGCAAGAUCAAUAUGUGGCUUUCUUCAUUGAUAAGGAUAUCAAUACAAAUUCAUCAAUACAACUACAAACUAGACGUGAUGCAGAGCCCAUGGAAGAAGAUGUGUUGCCGCCAUUAGAUGAUGAUUUGGAUGUCAGCCGAGCUCUAAAUUCUGCAUCUUUCGAAGGUCCCGGUUCGAAUAUUCAUGGCAAUGGUUCUUUUCAAACUUUUGAUACCAACAACAAUAUUCAAAAUUUUCAAAAAAUUGAGGUUAUGCGUGACAAUAACUUAGAGCUUGAGAACCGAUUAGAGUUGGACAAUACUAGCAAUGAUGUUGAAUUAAAUGAUCAUUCUACAUCAGUAACAAAGAGAAAGCAUAGUUUUGAUCCAAUGCUUGAAGAUAUUUUGGUUUCUAGAGAGGAACCUUUGCCUUCAACAUUUCAUGCCACAUCACCAGUGACUACAUUUGAUUCCAACAUUGAAAACAUGGAUAUAUCUCCUGCCUUGCCUCACUUGGAACCGGAGCUUCAACCUUCACCUCCUGUUAGAGAACGGAAACGAAAGAGAAGAAUGAAAGAACAUUCAUAUGAUGAGAACAUUGUAUUGUCAAAUGCAGACAUGAAAAAACAACUUAAAGACACUACCGAUUUAAUUCGCAAGAGGAGGAAGGUUUCACAUGACUGCCAAAAUGAGCAAGUAUUGCAUGAAACACUGCAAUUAGUGCGAUGGGGUAAGCUCCAAGAGCUUUGUUCUAGAUCCUUUCCUUUUCAAAGCAACAAUUCGAGUCAUAUGGAAGCUUCAUCAGAGUUUGCAAAUGAAUUACCUCAUGUUGCCUCAGAGGAUCUGCAAAAAGAGCCUAAGCAACAAAAUAAUGACAGGAAUAUAGAACGAGAACAACAGGACAAGCUGAAUGCAGUACCUGAGAAUUCUCGAUUGGAUAUGCAUACUGAUGUCCAACCAGGACAACAGGAUGAGUUGCAUCUAAUACCAAUACCUGAGAUUGCUCGAUUUGAUUUGUAUAGUGGAGCGAAUAUAAAUGAAACAAUACAAUCACCCUCCGCAGGAGUAGAUGUGACUCUCUUUAACACCACAAUAGCAGAUUCAACUCAUGACUUUGAUAAGACUUUUGAUACAGAGAUAUUACCGACAGUUGAAAGUUUUGCUAGGACCGAAGCAACUAGUUAUGCAAUUGGAGCUAGCCUAUUCUCUCUGGAGGAAGAACCACUUCAAAAUAGCAUGCCCAGAAUUCCAAAUGUGUUGCUAUCUGUGGAGGAAGAUUUUGAUUUUCUUGAUGCAAGUACCCAAUCAUCAGCUGGAACUUUAUCCGCACGGACUAGGGCUGUGGUGCAAUUUCUUAAAAAUCAAUCACCACCUCAGAGUCGAGAUAGAGAACAUGGAGUUUUAAGUUUAAAUGAUAUCUUACAAGGACAAACAAGAAGACGAUGCGCGCAAAUGUUCUUUGAAAGUUUGGUUUUAAAGACUUAUGGGUUCUUAGAUGUACAACAAGAAGAGGCAUAUGGCGAUAUUGUCAUUUCUCCAACACCUGCACUUUUUGCUACCAAGUUUCACGAACAGCACCAUGAAGCACCACGGGGCCAUGACCUUCUUCAGGGGAAGAACUCGGAGAUUUUGUUUGCUAGCUGGCCCAGCACACACUUGUCGCCGUCUUCCUCCACUGACCGUGGCAUUCUCACCGGUGCUGUUGGCGGCCACAACAAUGGGUUCCUAACUCCUCUUUACUCUUCUGGCGCUUCAGAAGGAAGAAAUGGAUUAAUGUUGUCCGUGAUGAUGGCGGGAGUCCAACGUCUCCUACAUGCCGACCCUGGUGUCGCGGAUGGAGUGGCUGAAGGCGCCAUCGACGGGAACGGGGCGGGGGAUGAGGGGCGAGCCGACGACGUUGAGGAGCAUCUGGAGGGCGAUGUCGGUCCUGCCGGCGGCGACGAGGACCCCUUCGCCGUCGCGCUGGCGAAGUGCGCCAACCGCCCGCCGGGACCCACCAUCGAGGAGCUCUUCACGUGGACCGGCUAUAGAAGAACAAAGAUGUUCUACUCACACUCGUUGUUGGCUAAGAAGACGCCUCUUGGAAUGGUGUGGAUUGCUGCCCACUCCCAGAAGAUGAAGAAGACUCAGAUUGACUGGGUCGACAUCCAGUCUUCUGCAGAUGAUAUUAUGUAUCCUCGAGCUCCAAUUGCUUUGAGACUGUCGGGACAUCUUUUGGUUGGCCUUGUCAAAAUAUACUCGUGGAAAGUGAAUUAUCUUUUCCAGGACUGUAACAGAAUGUUAACAAAUACAAGGGUGGUUGUUGCUUCGAUACACAUCAAUUUACCCACAAAUGCAGAUAAAGCGUCAUUUAAGUCUAUAACAUUACCUGAGACCUAUAACCUUGAUGCAUUGGAGGUAGAGGAAUCAAUCAAUCUUAUUGAUGGCCCAGACAAUCACCAAAAAGAUUAUGAGCAAAUAACUUUGACAGCUCUAAAUUCUGCAUCUUUUGAAGGUCCCGGUUCAAAUAUUCAUGGCAAUGGUUUUUUUCAAACUUUUGAUUCCAACAACAAUAUUCAAAAUUUUCAAAAAAUUGAGUUUAUGCGUGACAAUAUCUUAGAGCUUGAGAACCGAUUAGAGUUGGACAAUACUAGCAAUGAUGUUGAAUUAAAUGAUCAUUCUACAUCAGUAACAAAGAGAAAGCAUAGUUUUGAUCCAAUGCUCGAAGAUAUUUUGGUUUCUAGAGAGGAACCUUUGCCUUCAACAUUUCAUGCCACAUCACCAGUGACUACAUUUGAUUCCAACAUUGCAAACAUGGAUAUAUCUCUUGGUCAAGCCUUGCCUCACUUGGAACCGGAGCUUCAACCUUCACCUCCUGUUAGAGAACGGAAACGAAAGAGAAGAAUGAAAGAACAUUCAUAUGAUGAGAACAUUGUAUUGUCAAAUGCAGACAUGAAAAAACAACUUAAAGACACUACCGAUUUAAUUCGCAAGAGGAGGAAGGUUUCAGAUGACCGCCAAAAUGAGCAAGUAUUGCAUGAAACACUGCAAUUAGUGCGAUCUGGUAAGCUCCAAGAGCUUUGUUCUAGAUCCUUUCAUUCUCAAAGCAACAAUUCGAGUCAUAUGGAAGUUUCAUCAGAGUUUGCAAAUGAAUUACCUCAUGUUGCCUCAGAGGAUCUGCAAAAAGAGCCUAAGCAACAAAAUAAUGACAAGAAUACAGAACGAGAACAACAGGACAAGCUGAAUGCAGUACCUGAAAAUUCUCGAUUCGAUAUGCAUAUUGAUAUCCAACCAGGACAACAGGAUGAGUUGCAUCUAAUACCAAUACCUGAGAUUGCUCGAUUUGAUUUGUAUAGUGGAGCGAAUAUAAAUGAAACAAUACAAUCACCCUCCACAGGAGUAGAUAUGACUCUCUUUAACACCACAAUAGCAGAUUCAACUCAUGACUUUGAUAAGACUUUUGAUACAGAGAUAUUACCUACAGUUGAAAGUUUUACUAGGACCGAAGCAACUAGUUAUGCAAUUGGAGCUAGCCUAUUCUCUCUGGAGGAAGAACCACUUCAAAAUAGCAUGCCCAGAAUUCCAAAUGUGUUGCUAUCUGUGGAGGAAGAUUUUGAUUUUCUUGAUGCAAGUACCCAAUCAUCAGGUUAUAAAGAUAAUGAAGCUGGAACUUUAUCGGCACGGACUAGGGCUGUGGUGCAAUUUCUUAAAAAUCAAUCACCACCUCAGAGUGGAGAUAGAGAACAUGGAGUUUUAAGUUUAAAUGAUAUCUUACAAGGAAAAACAAGAAGACGGUGCGCGCAAAUGUUCUUUGAAAGUUUGGUUUUAAAGACUUAUGGGUUCUUAGAUGUACAACAAGAAGAGGCAUAUGGCGAUAUUGUCAUUUCUCCAACACCUGCACUUUUUGCUACAAAGUUUUGAGGCGAUAUCUUCCACAGACUUGUCUGUAUUGUAUAUAGAGGUUAAACUCUAUCCAACCUGAAUCUUAACUAUUGUUUGCAACAUUCAGCACGAACAGCACCAUGAAGCACCACAGGGCCAUGACCUUCUUCUGGGGAAGAACUCGGAGAUUUUGUUCGCCAGCUGGCCCAGCACACACUUGUCGCCGUCUUCCUCCUCUGGCCGGUAUAGUCAGCCGUGGUGGGUUGGCGUUGUUGGCGCAGUCCCUUCGACAGCCACUCUGAUAAUUUUUAAAAGAGAACUUUUUUUUUGCCCAGAGAAAUAAUCUUCUAUCGGUUUUGCCUCCGGACAUAAUUGAGU